This is a messenger RNA of Aspergillus heteromorphus CBS 117.55, 2267 nucleotides long. Its product is annotated as putative PHD and RING finger domain protein. The coding region runs from base 97 to 1971 and encodes 624 amino acids. NCBI's taxonomy places the organism in Eukaryota, Fungi, Ascomycota, Eurotiomycetes, Eurotiales, Aspergillaceae. The record is from RefSeq and is a predicted model, not a curated record. The transcript is spliced from 2 exons.
CCUUCCCACGCCUCUGCCUUCUAUCCCUUCUGCGGUUGCUCUUCAUGCCUUCUCUCAGCGUAUCUGCAGACAGUUCUGGCACAUCCCCUUCUGUUAAUGUCCGACACCUGUAUUGUGUGCUUAGGAGACCUUGGCGAAAGCGCCAGCGAUCCUCUUGCCGUCGUCGCCGGGGCCGCGCCAAGACUUGACCUGGGGGCAGAAGGCAAGUCCGCGGACUCCUCCAUCAAGGCAAAUGGCGUAGAUGGCUCCGAGGAUUCAGGUCAGAUCGCCCAGCUGCUUCCUUGCGGGCAUAUCUUGCAUAAUAACUGCUUGAAGCCCUGGGUCGAACGGGCCAACAGCUGUCCCAUAUGCCGCCGCAGCUUCAAUAUCGUCGAGCUGAGUGACCGACUCGGAGGUCCCGUGAUUUCUUCCUACAAUGUCCAGGACCGGGUGCAAGUGGCGGAGGUCGAUCCCUCGAUGCUCAUCGAGUAUGUCGAUGAUGACUUCGCCGAUUUCCAACCCUGCCCGAUCUGCGGAGAGGCAGACAAUGAAGACCUUCUCCUCCUUUGCGAUGGGUGCGAUGCUCCCUCCCACACAUACUGUGUCGGCCUCGACACCAUACCCUCAGGGUCCUGGUACUGCUCUCGGUGCGAGAAUCAACGUCGGCUCGGACGCUCCCCUGAGACGGCCGAUAGACCUCGGCCACAGGAGAGGCGUGGCCGUCGCACCCGAGCGCAGCUCCGGAGUAUGCAGAGCAACAACCAAAUGAACUCUCUGCACUGGGCCCGUGUGUGGCAAUCUGUUUGGGACCAUCUCAAUCUUGACCUCGACUUUCCCUUCGAUGACGACAGGGUCGCUGAGCGUGCUCGACAACAGCAACGGCGGGACGAGGCCAACCAGCGAGAGUUCCGAGCCUGGCAGCGUCGCUUUGAAGUUGCUGAGCGACAGGGCGGUAGCAAUCGGUUCCGAGACACUGCCGCCCUGCUGGACAUCGAGGCCCCUCGCCCCUCACGGCCCCGCGUGCCGCGAGAGCCCACGCCUGAACCCGAGUCCCUCGAGGAAAUGAGAGCCUGGAACGCUUUUGAGCGGGCGCGCGAAAUCGAGAAUAAUCCCAGCGCCGCGCGCAAACGCAAGGAGCCUACUAUGUCACCGUCGCCCGAGCCCACUGAACCUGAGCGCAAGCUCAAGCGGCCUCGGACUCGCAGGGCCCAAGACUUGGCGGCACGUGCCACCCAGAACGGCGAGUCAUCGAGGGCUGCUAGUGCGCAGGCCUCUGCUCGCAUCAAUGCUGAAGGCUCGAGCGAACCGAGCUUUCUCCAAUCUCUUCUGAAAGAGGUCGAGGACUCGUCCACUCCGAACGGGAUCAUCUCCCAAGGUCUUUCUGCGCAGUCGUCCAUUGCGCCCACUGACCACGGCACUCCCGGACCCUCUUCCCCUUCCAUCUCGCCUGCUCCCUCCAACCAUUCCUCCCCGGUUUUAUCCUGUACCACGCCGCCACCGUAUUCCCGCAGCAGGCCCAUUUCUCCCCUUCAACUCGGGUCGCCAACUGACCUCUCCUCCCCACCCUUCUCACCCGAUGUAUCUCCCGCCGGUUCUGCUCGAGAUGCUGAUGGAGAACUGCCGUCACGCAUCCCGCUGGGCCUCCGGAACCGUCGGGUCCCUCGGUCUUGGACCCGGUCGGCAGUCGUUCGGUCGAACGACAGCUCACCGACUCGUCCCGGCCCCUCCCUUAAUGUCAAGUCCGACAUUCAGAAAUUAGUCGGCACGGCGCUCAAACCCUUCUAUCGCUCGAAGAUCGUGACCAAAGACGAAUAUACAGACAUCAACCGAACGAUCUCUCGCAUGCUAUACGAGCGAGUGGGAGGUGUGGAAUCCAUCGAAGCCGACGCCAGGGCCACCCUCGAGGGUGUGGCCAUGGACGAGGUCGGCAAAGCCGUGGAUGCGUUGAAGCAACGCAAAGAAGUGAAUGACCCUAUCGACGACAGCUCUUGAUUCAUGACUAGCGUAUUGCAUUUGCGGGCGUUUUGCAGCCAUUGAUCUGGUUCUGGGACGGACAAGCGAUUCGGCGUUUCUUUUUGUGACUACUCGUCGGCGGGAUCUCGCACGGAACAAUGUUUGGAUACCCAUUCAGGAAUCUACCGCCGGUAGGGAGGCUCGUGUCGGGCGCAGCAUACCGCAGCAGUAUCUUGCAUUUCAUAUAUAGUGAUGUGAUGGCGCUGGUUCUAUUAAUUAAUGCAUUUGCUGGCUGGAUUGCCGGCACAUCCUGGGCGAUUUGCCUGGUGUUUAUG